AUGUCUGCGAGAGAGAAGGGGACCCUGACCAAAGACAGUGUCAGCCUGCUGCCCUGUUUCUAUUUUGUAGAGCUGCCGAUCCUGGUGUCGUCCGUGGUCAGUCUGUACUUCCUGGAGUGGACGGAUGUGUUCAAGCCGGCAAAGUCAGGCUUCAGCUGCCACGACCGCAGCCUGAGCCUUCCCUACAUCGACCCCAACCAUGAGGUCAUCCCCCUCCUGAUGCUGCUCAGCCUGGCCUUCGCCGGACCCGCCAUCACGAUAAUGAUCGGAGAGGCCAUCCUGUUCUGCUGUCUGUCUCGGAGGAAGAGUGGCGCCGGCGCCGAGGCCAACAUCAACGCCGCCGGCUGCAACUUCAACUCCUUCAUACGCAGAGCGGUCCGCUUCGUCGGCGUUCAUGCUUUCGGUCUGUGUGCCACGGCCCUCAUCACCGACGUCCUCCAGCUGAUGACAGGCUACCCGACGCCCUACUUCCUCACUGUGUGUAAGCCCAACUACACUGCGCUCAACGUCAGCUGUGAGCAGAACCCCUACGUCAUGGAGGACAUCUGCUCGGGGGCCGACUCCGCGGCCGUCAUGCAGGGCAGAAAAUCCUUCCCGUCGCAGCACGCUACCCUCGCAUCCUUCGCCGCUGUCUAUGUUUCGAUGUACUUCAACAGCACUUUGACCGACUCGUCCAAGCUGCUCAAGCCCCUGCUGGUCUUCUCCUUCGUCAUCUGUGCCAUCAUUUGUGGUCUGACCCGUAUUAUUCAGUACAAGAACCACGCCAUCGACGUCUACCUGGGCUUCCUCCUCGGAGGAUCUAUCGCUGUCUACCUGGGGUUGUAUGCAGUGGGAAACUUUCAGCCUAGUGAGGAGGCCAGUGCCAGUCCCCCUCCAAUAAUACACCGCCCUCCUUGCUCCUUGCCCCACAUCAGCCAGGAGGCCGUACUCCACCACCUGCAGAUGAAAGCCAGCAUGGCUGGAGAGCCUGGCAUACACACCUCCCACUCUGAGGGCCUCCUCCACCGAGGCCUUCAGCAGCAGAGGUCUGAUGACAGUCUGAAGCGUUCUAGUGCCGAUGUGGAAGUGAUCUCUCCCCGCAGCCCCCAGAGUAAAGAUGCCUUUGUGACCUUUAGCCACACCCUUCCUCGGGUCCACACACCCCAGGCCAUGGCGGCGUAUGAGGAAGCAGCAAGGCGUCACGCCGCCACCCUCCACCAUGCCUCCAUGGACUCCAGCCGCUCAAAGCAGCUUCUGUCUCAAUGGAAAAGUAAGAACAACCACAAAUGCUCCCUGCAGGUCCCAGACUCCUUCUCCGCCUCCGUAGAUUCCUCAUCCGGCCAGUCCUCCCAUCAUCCGCACCACCACGGCAGUAUGGAGCUCCGAUCCAGCUCCGACCCAUCGGCUAUGGGCCUGAAUGGAGGCUUUGAUGCUCAUGCAUACAUGUCCAAACUGGCUACGGGGGCUAGCACCACCCUGCCCAGUAACUGUAGCGGCAUCACCGGAGGGGCCAGGAUAUCCAUGCAAUCUAGACCUGGGUCUUCACAGCUCGUCCACAUACCAGAAGAGGCUCAUGAGAAUUACAGCACCUCAUCCCCUAGGAUGGGGGGAGAGGGAGGAAGUGAAGGGGUGACAACGAUAAAUACCACAGUUCAGGCAAACUGGCAAAGGGCAGCGGAGAAGACAACAGCCUGCAGGACUAAUGAAAACGGGCAGAACACCCAGCCACGAAUCAUGCAAGUGAUUGCAAUGUCCAAGCAGCAGGGCCUACUACAGACCCAUUCCAAGAGCUUAGAUGAGAGCGGCAUCGUCUGCGGCACCCCUGGGAGUUGCCAGGGCUCUGCCCGCUACAGAGUUCUAACUGAUCAAGACCCCAACACAAUCGUCAGAGUAGAGGCCCACCCUGAACACAGGCCAGUGAUCCAAGCUCCAUCUACAGAUGGAAGCGGAUCAUGGAGGUGGCGGUCGCUGGAUCACGGAUGUGGGAGCUUGAGGCAGUCCUUUGACCACAACGAUCUAAACAGAGACUCAGAAAGCUCAGACUCGAUUCGUGAUGGGUCCAUUGACAGAAAGCGCGGGAAUCACAUCACAGAGCACAGGCUCCACCCCCAGGGCCUCUCUACCAUAAGGGUCACUCCGGGGGAUGGUGGGGAGAGCACUUCGGAAACCCCCUCCGUCGCGUCCAGUCGGGAAUCCACGCUGCGGAGAAAAGGCAAUAAUGUCAUCCUGAUUCCAGAGAGAGCCAACAGCCCCGAUAACGCACGGAACAUUUUCUACAAGGGAACGUCGAUAACUCCUGUUUUCAAGGAAUGA
Molecule: messenger RNA, 2292 nt
Organism: Cyclopterus lumpus (lumpfish)
Lineage: Eukaryota; Metazoa; Chordata; Actinopteri; Perciformes; Cyclopteridae
Product: phospholipid phosphatase-related protein type 4-like
Exons: 11
Coding region: 1-2292 (763 amino acids)
Biological process (GO): phospholipid metabolic process; phospholipid dephosphorylation; axonogenesis
Molecular function (GO): phosphatidate phosphatase activity
Source: RefSeq, a predicted model, not a curated record